AUGGCCUCUUUAGGAAAGCCUUUUACAUUUAGGCUACUGACCAUCGUUGUGAUCAUAGCAGCUGAAUAUAAAAGCACCCGAGCAGCGAAUCGAAUUCCACCAGGCAACACGUGGGCUGGACAACAAUGCGCCAAUGUUACCAGAUCCAUGUCUGUACUGGUGAAUACCAAGGCUGUCUUCUCCUGUUGUUCUCACCCAAUAAAGAAUUAUUUAAUGUUUACAUGGAAAAUAUGCCUCAGAGACAACACUCCCUGUAUCAUAGCCUACAGAAGCGACAGGAAUGAAACCAAGGAAACAAACUGCUCUGGUGAAGGAAUAACCUGGGAAAUCAGACCUGAAUGGAACAACACACUUUGGAUAGACUCAGUGACCACUGAUAAUGAUGGAUAUUACAAAUGUGUUGCUGUAGCAAAUGAUGGGAAUUUCCAAUCUAUCUAUCACCUCAGUGUGCUAGUGCCCCCUACAGUAACCCUGUCUGAGAUGGGGAAUGGGACUGUUGUGUGCAAGGCUGCUGUUGGGAAGCCAGCUGCCCAGAUCUCUUGGGUCCCAGAGGGAGACUGCUUCACUGUGAAUGAAACUUACAACAACGGGACAGUGACUGUGAAAAGCAUGUGUAUAAGGAAUCACUUCAAUGAAUCUAAUGUUACCUGUUUCAUUUCCCAUUUGACUGGGAACAAGAAUCUGUCCACAGAAUAUGGAACCCAGGACUUUGUGAUACCACAAAACUGGAAGUCAAAUGAGAUGCUGAUAGAGUAUCGUGAAGGAGUUGGUUUACAUUCAGACGCUUGUUUCAAGAUGGCAAGAGUCCUGUGACGCAUUGCUCGUGGACAAAUGUGGUUUUUAUGUAAAGGCAUAGAAGUGGCCUUUUUUGUUCAUAUCUAGUUUUGGGGGGCAAUAGAUUUUAGCCAGACUAGUCUGAGCCUGGCUGAGUCCCACACUGACAUUUACCCACACUCAGGCCCUAAGCCUUGUGUUCUACAGUAUGUGGUCUGCCGUUAAUCACAUACUACCACGGAAGUGGGGGUGUUGACAGUUCAAAGGUAGGUGCUGCAGAUUGGAUCCUUUUCAUCCCUCCAGCUUCAUGAUUUUGACCUAUACAAUUUCCCCUACAAAGUUACAGGCACAGACCUUUAGCAUAUACAUAUAUAUCUUUAGCUCACCACUCUGGUAUUUGUCCUUGCAAGUCUAUUAGUGCAUCCAGGGGUUCACCAAUUUGCAUCUGUUUGGAGAACCCUAGGAUGGAGACUUGAUGCUCAGCCCCUUUGCUUCCUAAGAGAAAGGGGAAGAGCAGGAGAAGUCUCAGUCUCUGGGAAGGGGCUGUUGACAGAGAGGGGGAAAAGAGCUUUUGAAGUCCAUUCCUGCUGCAUAGAUAUUGCAACAUCCGUCUCCAUCACAAACUCUGUGCCUCAACUGCAGGAUGAAGAUGAUGGACAGAGGUCCUGGGGACCAUCUGCCCCACCUUCCAGCGCUGCUGACAAACUUGUCCCAGUCACGUUGAGGGUGGGAAGUUAAAACUCUCAGUAGUGACCCUGGACUGAUGGAGACUCUGGCUAUGUGUGUUUGCUGACAAUAAGCCUGGUGGUAGUGCUGCUUGCCUUCCCUCUCGUGCCUCUUCUCUGUUCCCUCAGGGAGAGUGUGAAUUCACUCCAAAGCUUAUUUUUAUUUCUAUUUUUCAUUAUUGU
This is a messenger RNA of Dromiciops gliroides (monito del monte), 1682 nucleotides long. RefSeq names its product cell surface glycoprotein CD200 receptor 1-like. The transcript is spliced from 5 exons. Lineage: Eukaryota; Metazoa; Chordata; Mammalia; Microbiotheria; Microbiotheriidae. Gene Ontology annotation, cellular component: external side of plasma membrane. Gene Ontology annotation, biological process: regulation of neuroinflammatory response. The record is from RefSeq and is a predicted model, not a curated record. Bases 1 to 813 code for a protein of 270 amino acids. Gene Ontology annotation, molecular function: signaling receptor activity.